Molecule: messenger RNA, 1572 nt
Organism: Lathyrus sativus (Indian pea)
Lineage: Eukaryota; Viridiplantae; Streptophyta; Magnoliopsida; Fabales; Fabaceae
Source: the annotation of a GenBank genome assembly
AUGGCUUGUAACUAUAGCCAUGACUCUACACAACAAAGAUCACUGAUGAUGUUGCUGUUAACAGUUUUGGUGCUGAGUUUAUCUUCACGGAGCUGUAACAGUUUCGGCACAUUCGGUUUGGAUAUUCAUCACAGAUUCUCGGAUCCAGUUACCGAGAUUCUAGGCAUUGAUGAUGGUGAAUUGUUGCCUCGUAAAGGUACUCCUCAAUACUACGCUGCUAUGGUUCAUAGAGAUCGCGUAUUUCACGGUCGUCGACUUGCCGGGGAUUACAAUUCGCCGGUUACUUUCGCCGCCGGCAAUGAAACUCAUCGGAUUGCUGCUUUUGGAUUUUUGCAUUUUGCCAAUGUUUCGGUUGGGACACCACCUUUGUGGUUUUUGGUGGCAUUGGAUACCGGCAGUGACUUGUUCUGGUUACCUUGUAACUGUACCAGCUGUGUUCGCGGUUUAAAGACACAAACCGGAAAGGUAAUUGAUCUUAAUAUAUAUGAGCUUGAUAAGUCGUCUACGAGGAACAGUGUUCCAUGCAGUAGCAACAUGUGUAAACAAACACAAUGCCCUUCAUCUCGUAGCAGCUGUCGCUACGAAGUUGAGUAUCUUUCAAAUGAUACUUCAUCUUCUGGAUUCUUGAUAGAAGAUGUGUUACACUUGGUUACAGAUAAUGAUCAAACAAAAGAUGUUGACACACACAUUACUAUUGGUUGUGGCCAGGUUCAGACUGGUGUGUUUCUAAAUGGUGCAGCUCCUAAUGGUUUAUUUGGACUUGGAAUGGAAAAUGUAUCUGUUCCAAGCAUCCUAGCCCAAAAGGGGCUUAUUUCAGACUCAUUUUCAAUGUGUUUUGGAUCUGAUGGUUCUGGAAGAAUCACGUUUGGUGAUACAGGCAGCUCGGAUCAAGGAAAAACUCCAUUCAACCUCAGGGAAUCGCAUCCAACAUAUAACAUCACAAUUACACAAAUCAUUGUGGGAGGAGAUGCUGCUGAUCACGAGUUUCAUGCAAUUUUUGACUCUGGUACCUCAUUCACGUACCUAAAUGACCCAGCCUAUACUCUUAUUUCCAAGAAAUUUAAUUCUCUAGUCAAAGCUGUUCGACAUUCACCCCUGUCACCUGACUCCGAACUCCCCUUUGAAUAUUGUUAUGACAUAAGUCCAGAUCAGACAAUUGAAGUUCCCUUUUUGAAUCUAACCAUGAAAGGUGGAGAUGAUUACUAUGUCACGGAUCCAAUAGUACCAGUUUCUAGUGAGGUUGAGGGAAAUCUUCUUUGUUUGGGAAUACAAAAAAGUGACAAUUUGAAUAUCAUUGGACAAAACUUCAUGACUGGUUACCGUAUAGUUUUCGAUCGCGAAAACAUGAAUCUUGGUUGGAAGGAAUCAAACUGUACUGAUGAAGUGCUAUCCAAUACAAGACCUAUAAACAAAUCUCACUCACAUGCUGUUUCCCCUGCUAUUGCUGUGAAUCCUGUGGCUAGAUCAGAACCAUCAAGUAAUACUGGCAGAUUUUCACCUAGUCAGUCAUUUAGGAUGAAGCCUACUUUUGCAUAUAUGGUGCUCCUUUUUUCACUUAUAGCCAUUUUUUAG